GAGAUGAAGAAGUACGAGUCAAUGAAGCCGUUCCACGAGAUCCACAUCAGGAAGGAGAAGGAAUUAACAGAGGAAGCCGCGUCGGAGGUCGAACAGUUCAACCAGAAGCUUCACAAGCGUCAACGCGCGUCUAGAGAGGAUUCCGCGUCGGAGGUCGGACAGCCCAAGCAGAAGGCUGGCAAGGGUCAACUCGCAGCCACCACGAAGGCAUCAGAGGCUUCCGCUGUUUCCGCUGCUUGUGCGCCGGCAACGGCAGCCAACGAGGUGGCGCCCGCGAACAUGGCUGUAAGGAGGCAGCUUUUGUCGAGGCUCGUUGCGAUCGAUGUAUUCUGCCCACAUUCCGUUGGGGAUCUGGAUGGAUUGCAUCCGGCGGGCAUCAGGUACACGCUGGCGUUCCUCAACCUCUCCCAGUUUGUCAGCAUUCCGGCCGGGACUUCCAUCAGCUGUUCGUCGUCUCCCCUGAACCAACGCCUACAGACCGCCCUCGACUCUCUCUCGAAGAACUUGGAAAACCACGGCACCGUGUUGCUGUCUGUACCUGUGGAGGUGCAGGAAACCUUCCUUCUGACAGACAUGUUCAAAAAAGCGGGUCUUCGGGUAGAGGGGGUUCCAGUAAUAUCAACGUACGCUGGGUCUUCUGACCACGCAGGCAAGAGCUCCAUCACCGUCGUCGCGCACAAGGAUGGGGAGAGGUUCAUUUGCAACCCGGGGGGUCGGGAGAGCGAUGAGGAGGGCGAGACGACACACACACCUCGGGCAUCCAGGCCAACCUGUGUCCAGCCGCAUGUAGACGCAGCGUUAGACCCGCAAGUAGGGAAGUGGUCAACGCGAAGACCCGCCGAGGGGUCUUUCAUCAGCGGCCCCCUGACGACGUUCUUCAUUAAACGGUAGGAGAGUGAUGGUGCUAUUUUGUUUUUGUAGUGUCGUAAAAAGGGGGUGCAAAUGAUGUCCCGUAUCCGUAACUUGAGCUGCUGUGAAUCCUCAUUUGUACGGAGGGCUAGGAUGUCCACUGCAUACCAUUAAAGAUAAUUCCCACUCGAAACGUCAUCCUAAUGUACCCUAAAUGUAUAUGGCUCUGUGUUUUAUUUCGCGUGCGACGGUCGUCUCUUGCUU
Molecule: messenger RNA, 1113 nt
Organism: Ectocarpus sp. CCAP 1310/34
Lineage: Eukaryota; Phaeophyceae; Ectocarpales; Ectocarpaceae
Source: the annotation of a GenBank genome assembly